This is a messenger RNA of Corylus avellana, 1396 nucleotides long. NCBI's taxonomy places the organism in Eukaryota, Viridiplantae, Streptophyta, Magnoliopsida, Fagales, Betulaceae. The record is from RefSeq and is a predicted model, not a curated record.
GCCGCCUAUAACAUAAACAGUAGAAGACAGAUGAGCAUAUCUAUUUGAUUCUUUGAAUCCUCAUGGAGGCUGCUCAAGAGCUGCAACGAGCAACAGAAACCCGAGGUGAAGAGCCAGAGAAAAACUCACACAAAGGCCUCUCUCUUACCAACCUACUGCAACUUCCUAAACUCAAACAUUACAAGUGGUGGCUUCGUGUGAUUUCUUACAUCUUCUUUCUCCUUGCCGGCCAAUCUGCAGCCACUCUCUUGGGAAGAUUAUACUAUGAUAAAGGUGGGAAUAGUAAAUGGAUGGCAACAUUUGUUCAAUCAGCAGGCUUCCCAAUUCUAAUCCCCCUUCUCUUUUUCUUGUCACCCUCCAUAAAUACUUCCUCUGCAAGGCCACCACCUCUCUCCACCCUUGCCUUUCUCUACCUAUUUUUAGGCAUACUCUUGGCAGGUGACAAUCUGAUGUAUUCAUACGGACUCUUAUAUCUCCCUGUCUCUACUUAUUCUCUACUAUGUGCAACCCAAUUGGCCUUCAACGCGAUCUUCUCCUUCUUCCUCAAUUCCCAAAAGUUCACACCCUUUAUAUUCAACUCUCUAGUCCUUGUUACCAUGUCGGCAGCCCUUCUUGCAGUCGAUGCUGACUCUGAAAACACAACAGCAGGAGUCCCUAAAGGGAAGUAUGUAAUUGGAUUUCUUUGCAUGCUCGGUGCAUCUGCAACAUACUCAUUAUACCUCUCCCUAGUGCAGCUGUCUUUUCAGAGGGUGAUAAAAACAGAGACCUUCUCUGCUGUCUUGAAUAUGCAGAUAUACCCAUCAUUUGUUGCGACAUGUGCGUGCGUGGUAGGACUUUUCGCAAGCGGUGACUGGAAAGUUUUGGAGAAAGAGAUGAAGGAAUAUGAGAAAGGAAAGAUAUCCUACUUGAUGACUUUGAUUUGGACGGCUGUGACAUGGCAGAUUUCUUCUGUGGGUAUGUUGGGGUUGGUUUUUGAGGUGUCUUCUCUCUUCUCCAAUGUCAUUGGUACAUUGGCUUUGCCUGUUGUUCCCAUUCUUGCUGUGAUAUUUUUCCAUGACAAGUUAGAUGGGGCGAAGGUGAUGGCACUGCUGUUAGCUGUGUGGGGCUUUCUUUCAUACAUCUAUCAACAUUAUCUCGACGACUCUAUAUCCAAGGUAAACAAAACCAAUGCUGAUGAGGCUUCAAGGUCUGUUGUAGAGAUUUGUUGAUGACACUUUAUUUUUUGUUUUAAUUACUUCAGUGUUUUGAGUAUUUUAUUUAAUGCUUACAUCAAUUAUGUUUAAGCACGCAAGUCACCUUACUUAUCCUUUUAACAGCCAUUCAGAACAUCAUUUUAUGUAUUAGAUAGCUAGUAAGGAACAUCAUUUAAGGAAGAUUUUACUAGAGCAAUGGUGAA